ACAGACAGCGAGAAAAAGGGUGUGAGAAGAGGAUGGAUUCUUCAUCAGGAUUAAUUAAAAGGUCAACAGGGGGCGGAGCUCAAGCCAAUGAAGGAGUGGAGGAAGGGGGCGGGGCCAGACGUCAAGUCCCACACGUUGAAAUGAAACUCAUGGAAUCAGAGGAGGGGUCAGAGGCGGGGCUUAACAAUGACAUCACCGCUCUGAUGCUACGUCAACAGACAGACCGCAGGAAAGCCGCAGUUUACCUCCUUCUGAUUGGCCUGCUUAUAUUCACCAUAGCGUUCCUGUUGGGGUACGUGGCGUUCCGUGGAAUGUGUCGUUUGUGCAGGGACGAGGGGGAUCUGCUUCCACUGAGCGACGCGGCCGGAGCUGACCCCUCGCCCGAAGGUGGGGUGAUGUACAUGUCUGAGCUCAGAGAGAUGCUGAAGAAAUACCUGAAGGAGGAGAGGAUCGAAAACACACUCAGGCGAGUGAGCAGGACUUCUCACCCGUCAGGAUCUUCAGAGGGGAACGCUGUAGCACGAGAAAUACUGCAGAAUCUGCAGAACCUCCGUAUGGACCACACCUGGACGGACUCGCACUACGCCACACUGCAGUUCCCCUCCAGGACGCAGCAGAACACUCUCUGGUUGGUUGAUUCAGAGGGGAAGGAGCUAGAGGAGAUUCCGCUAGACAGCGAGGGAUACUGUGCCUACAGCGCUACAGGAACAGCCACGGGUGGCGUUGUGUACGUGAACUACGCUCGCCGUGAAGACUUCGAGCAGCUGCGCACGAUGGGCGUGGCCCUCAACGGUUCCAUCGCCAUAGCGAGAGUGGGAGGGGGCUUGAGCUUCGCUGAGAAGGUGUGGCAUGCGCAGGAGGCGGGACAUGUGGGCGUUCUCAUCUACCCUGACCCUGCCGACGUACCCCAGGAUCCACGACGACUCGGUCUCCAUAGCAACGCUGUUAUCUCAGAUCAUGUGCACCUGGGCUCAGGUGACCCGUUCACACCUGGAUUCCCCUCCUUUAACCACACCCAGUUCCCAUCCACACAGUCCUCAGGCUUGCCAAUCAUUCCAGCUCAGCCAAUCAGUGCAAACGUCGCUUCCAAACUGUUAAGUCAGUUAUCUGGUGUCGAGUGCCCGCGCAGUUGGCAGGGUCGGUUGCCGUAUGUUCAGUGUGUGAUAGGUCCGAGCUUCACAGGGCCGGGUGAGCGCAGGGUGAAGAUGGGCGUGUUUAACAGCAUAAAGCCGGUGCUGCUCAACAACAUCUUUGCCUCAAUAGAGGGCAAAAUCGAACCUGAUCACUAUAUCAUUAUCGGGGCCCAGAGGGAUUCUUGGGGUCCAGGAGCCGUGAAGUCUGGAGUAGGAACCGCCAUACUGAUGGAAUUAGCCAGAACAUUCAGCAACAUGGUGGAGAAUGGAUUUUCCCCCAAACGCAGUCUGCUGUUCGUCAGCUGGGAUGGAGGAGACUUUGGGAAUGUUGGUGCCACUGAGUGGCUGGAGGGUUACCUCACCAUGCUUCACCUGAAAGCUGUGGCGUAUUUCAGUCUCGAUCAAGCCAUCCUGGGUGAUGAUAACCUCUCAGUGUACACCAGUCCUCUGUUAGCAGAACUCAUCGAAGGAGCCAUCAAACAAGUCGAACAUCCCAAACACACGGGUCAGUCGAUUCUCUCUCUGGUGCAGCGACAGGGCGGCUGGAGAGACAUAGUGAAACCGUUGUAUUUAAACAGCGGUGGGUACAGUUUCACCGCAUUUGGAGGAGUUCCUUCUAUGGAGCUGCAUUUCACAGAGGAUGCUCGUACGUACCCAUUUGUGAACACUCAGUUGGACAGCGUCGGGCGUCUGCAGGAGCUUCUUCAGGGGCGCUUGGGUUCGGUGGGUCGAGCUGUUGGUGAACUGGUGGGUCUGAUGGUUCUGAAACUGUCACAUGAUCACAUACUUCCACUGGACGUCACCUGCUACAGCAGCACAGCACUACAGCUCAGCUCUAAACUCAGCCUGCAUGCUAGUCAACUACAGUCGAGGGGUUUGUCUCUGCAGUGGGUUUUUAGUGCGAGAGGAGAUUACAGCAGAGCCGCUAAAAAACUGCAGGAGGCCAUAAAGAACAGCGACAUUCAGGACGAAAGACUCGCCAGAUUAUAUAACACACGCAUCAUGAGGGUGGAAUACUACUUCCUAUCGCAGUAUGUGUCGGUGGUCGAGACGCCGUUUCGUCACGUGUUUCACGGGCGCGGCGAUCACACUCUGAACGCACUCGCUGAGCAUCUUUCUCUCCUGCGCUCUGACCCGCACCUGUUUGACGAGGCCCGUUUUCGACGCCAACUGGCUCUCUUCACCUGGACACUGCAGGGCGCCGCUAACGCACUCAGCGGCGACGUGUGGAACGUCGACAACCAUCUGUAGAACUCCAUGACUGCAGAAUCAACUCAGGGUCAUUCCUUUAGCAUUUCAUUUAGUCACACCAUGAAUAACUCAACAUCAAAACACAAGAACAUCAACAUUAGUCGAGUACACUCUUUGAGUGUAGAGUUCGGACGUGUCCUAACCAGGCGUGAUGCGUCAAGCGACUUGUUGUGAAAACAGAAAAUUACUUGUCACUGGAAACUUGUUGCGUGGCGCCUGGUUAGGACACGGUGUUAUGACGAAUAUAUUUCUCUGUGUGUUUUUUUUUUUGUUCAGUUAUAUAUAUUUUUCUCUUCUCUAUUCAACCACUCAGUAUCUCAUCAUUAAUUAAUAGUUAAUUAACAAUUAUAAUUGAGACGUGAUUCUUUUGUAUUACUAAGUGAUAAUGAGACUCUUAUUAAUGUAUGCUGUAAUUAUCGAGAGCAGUGACUCUCAUAAUUAUGACAGUUGUACUGUCGUCCAAUUAAAAAGCAGCAUCUGCUAUCAAUCAACCCUAUGAUGUCAACAGGGGCGGGUCAUUGAUGUCACAUGGCCCCUCAGACUGUGAUGUCAUAGAGCGCUCUUUUACAACCUACACUGUUUGGCUGGUUUUAGCUGGUCUGCUAGGUUAGGAGACCAGCUUAAACCGUCUGAGACCAUACAACCAUCAGACUGGUUUUAGGUGGGGUAACGAAGCAGACCGAUGUUUAAACAUCUUAAAGUUAGAAAUCUGCUCAGAAAUGCAUUAUACUUUUCAGAAACGGUCUGUUUAUGAUCUCCUUUUUGUUAAAGAUAUUGGACGGAUCUUGAUUCGAUUUCUAAGGGAUUUAGACGAUUUAUUUACAACAUGUGCUGUACUUCAAUUAAUGUUUUGUUGUUGUCUCAAAUUCCAGUGCUGUUUUUAUUAAAAGGACAUUCAAAUGUAAA
Myxocyprinus asiaticus (Chinese sucker) is the source of this 3290-nucleotide messenger RNA. It is a transcript of the gene tfr2, whose product is annotated as transferrin receptor 2. Gene Ontology annotation, biological process: transferrin transport; endocytic iron import into cell. The record is from RefSeq and is a predicted model, not a curated record. The coding region runs from base 33 to 2384 and encodes 783 amino acids. NCBI's taxonomy places the organism in Eukaryota, Metazoa, Chordata, Actinopteri, Cypriniformes, Catostomidae. The transcript is spliced from 18 exons. Gene Ontology annotation, cellular component: external side of plasma membrane. Gene Ontology annotation, molecular function: transferrin receptor activity.